Messenger RNA from Mycotypha africana, 684 nucleotides. RefSeq lists its product as uncharacterized. Lineage: Eukaryota; Fungi; Mucoromycota; Mucoromycetes; Mucorales; Mycotyphaceae. The transcript has a single exon. The record is from RefSeq and is a predicted model, not a curated record. Bases 206 to 367 code for a protein of 53 amino acids.
UGUGAGUGGCCUCUACUUUUGAACAGUUGAUAAUACCAAUGAUAGACAACGUUUACUACAACAACAAGUAGAAAGAUUAAAAGAAAGAUCUUUGGUGGACAAAAUCUUUGUAUCUGCCUUAUCCAACUCAUCUGACCCUCUUGUGAAGCGAGAUCAGAAGAAGUCUCGCAAUCUUUUAAAGAACCUAACAGGCGUGGAGGGCAACAUGCAGGGUAUGCCAUUUAAUUUAGCGGUUGGUGUUUCUCACCGACAUCAAUUUUUAGAUCUCUUAGAUAUGAUAUCAACCACAGAAACAGUUUGCUUGGUCGCCGUGGAUUUCGCAGGACUGACAAUCAAUCAGGAUGAUCUACUGUCAUUUUUACGGUAAGUAGGGGGAAAAGAAAACAAGAUUGAAGCAAAACAAUUAGUCAAACUUAUAAAAUUAUAGGGGAAUUACAUUUGGCAAUAAAUCUCGAUCGGUGGUGAAGUUCCUUUCGACCUUCAAACAAGUGAAGCUUUUCAGGCCAUUCAAUGGCUUCCUCACACAUGAAUUUAAUUUGUGUGAGGAAUGCCAUCAACGGGAAGCUUUUUUCCAUCUAUUGUUUAAUGUUGUUACUCUCGUAUUUGAGGCACGAUGGCAAUAUAUUUACACGAGUAAAUUACUCACAACGUCUAACGAAAUAUUAAAAUAAAAGUUGAUCUCAG